AUGGCCGAGCAUCAGCCCACGAGGAGCAGAAACAACAACCGAAAAUGCUUCUUAUUGACUCCGAUCCUCUCGCAUGUAGCAAUGUAUUUGAUGUGUGUGGUAGUGAUCACCACUUUGAAACUAAUUGAUGCUGCUCGACCGAGUAGUAAUAGCAUUGUUCAAACAUCUUCCUAUCAAGUUUCCAAAUUGUACAGUGUAAAUAAUCCUCACUCUAAUAGAACCUAUCAUGCAGCUGUUGUGGAUUUUGCUCCUGUUUCCUUUCCUUUUCAAUUUCCACAAUUAAAUUCCGAAAUUGCCAGAAAAAUUUUAAAACCCAAUUUGGAUGAAUUUGAGAAAAUUAUUUUUGAAAUGAUGAGUAAUCAUUCAACAAGUUUUGAUCGUCCAGACAUUAUAGUAUUUCCAGAGUAUGCACUUUUUGGACCUGGAUUGACCGAUAGAGAGAAAUUACGACUAUUCUUUGAACCCAUUCCAAAUGAUUUACCAUUUACAAAUAUUUGUGAUUCCGCCAAUGAUCAAUUCUACAUUCUAAAAAGAAUGAGCUGUUUAUCUUCCAAAUAUGGAGUCUAUAUUGUAUUCAAUAUGGGGGAUGUUCAAAAUUGCAAUGUCACAACCAAUAAGAAAUGUCCAGUUGAUGGAAUGUUUUUAUUUAACACAAAUGUAGUUUUUGAUAGAAAGGGAAAUCUCAUCACAAAAUAUCAUAAAACGCAUUUAUACUUUGAGGAUGGUAUUGAUCCAGGAGAUGGCAAACCUGUUUAUUUCACAACAGACUUUGGUAUCAAAUUCGGAUUACUCAUUUGUUUUGAUAUUGUCUUUGAGGAACCUCUUCAUUCAUUGCUGAAUGAUAUUAAGGUCGAUGCCAUUGCAUUCACAAGUUGGUGGGUGAAUUUUCCACCUUAUUGGAAUGGACUUGCAUUUCAACAAGCUCUUUCUUAUUCAUAUAGAACUAACAUGAUUGCAUCUUCAAGUGGUGCGUCUUACACGUCUUCUGGAAGUGGUAUUCACAUGAAGGGAAAAUCUAUUGGAGUUUAUAAUCCAAGCUUGAAAGGACAUUCACAAACAGUCUUUGCUCAAGGAACUACUACUAGUUCUUCAAAACGCAGACAUGCGGCCAAUGUUGAACCCAUAGUGCAAGACAUGCGAAUGAUUUUCGAUGAGUCUAAUCCUCAACACAUAUUGACAAGUUUCACAUUUACUGAUCCCAAUCACUCGAACUAUUCUACCAUCAUUCCAUUCAUUCCCGUCAGAGGGAAGAGUUAUGACUUUGCCAAUAUUGUGGCAGGAUCGACCAGUUGUAAUUUCAAGUUUACCAUUUCUCCAUUUUCGAACAUUUCUGAAAACGAUUCUAAUAAUUAUUUUGCGAUGGUUGUGACCGAUGGCCAAGUUUUCAAACCAAAAUUUGAACAAGCCAGUUGUUCUGUCAUGAAAUGUGGAUCCUAUCUUAAUUGUUUUAUUUUCUUGGAAUGGAAGUUAUUAGUGAAAGACACACAAGUUGUAUUAUCUGACUUGACAAUUGAAAUGAAAUCGUUAGUCACGAAUGAGUGGAGAGACGACGUGUUUCCAAUGUUAUUGGGAGAUGAAGGAAAUUUAUUCAUUGGAGAUUUAAAAGAAUCAAGCUUUUUUAAAACCAACGCUGUAUUGAAUAUGGAAACAGGCAAGACACCUGCUUAUGUGAGCAUGAAAAAUGUGGAAACCAAGUUUUUAGGUGCAACACUACUCUCGUUAAAAAGAAGAAAAUAA
Naegleria fowleri is the source of this 1737-nucleotide messenger RNA. RefSeq lists its product as uncharacterized. Lineage: Eukaryota; Heterolobosea; Eutetramitea; Acrasida; Naegleriidae. The record is from RefSeq and is a predicted model, not a curated record. The transcript is spliced from 5 exons. Bases 1 to 1737 code for a protein of 578 amino acids.